Necator americanus (New World hookworm) is the source of this 306-nucleotide messenger RNA. RefSeq lists its product as uncharacterized. The transcript is spliced from 3 exons. NCBI's taxonomy places the organism in Eukaryota, Metazoa, Nematoda, Chromadorea, Rhabditida, Ancylostomatidae. Bases 1 to 306 code for a protein of 101 amino acids. The record is from RefSeq and is a predicted model, not a curated record.
AUGGCGCUGCGAGUUCAACACAGCAAAAAAGCUAUGGAGUUUUUCAUUAACUUCAGUACUGGAAGCCGGGCGACGCUACAAUAUCGUGAACUACCCAGUAGAGUGCUCGACUUUGAACACACCGAAACACCACCUGAUCAGCAAGGAAAAGGAGUUGCAAAGAUGCUUGUGAAGGAAGGUUUUAAAUAUGCAGCUGAAAACAACUACAAAGUGAAGCCGACGUGCUGGUAUGUGGCAAAAUAUCUGGAUGAAAUGGCAACCGAAGACGAACGGAAACUUUCGAUUACCUACGCAAGCAAUUUAUAG